AUGCACACAUUUAACAAUAUUCUUAAGAAAAGCGCAAAUGUUAAGGGAGGAAACAGCCGCUUUUUUAUAAGACCUAAGUUCAAGGCAUACCAUAACGCGUCGCACAGAUAUAAAGAUGAAGAUGCUACCACGUACGACAGAGAAGUUAAGAUAAAGCAGAUGAAUUCGUCUGUCUUGUGUAUUUUCUCUAAUAUGCUGUUAAAGGAAAAUAUUAAAAAUGACUUCAUUUGGAAAAAAAUCGAAAGGAGGUCCUACGAAAUAAUGGAUAAAUUUGAAGUCGGGGACAUCGCAUCCUUCUUAUUUUGCUUGAGCAAAAUGAGAUACGAAACAAACUUAUAUGAAAGUUUCAUUCCAAUCAUAAAAAAAAAGAGUGAAUAUUUUAACACGUCGAAUUUAGCUAUGCUAAUAUCGACGUACUCGAAAAGGAAGAAAGAAGACUUAAUCAUACUGUUAAAGGAGGAAUUAAAAAAAAAAGUGCAUACCAUUCAUAAUGUCGUGGAGAUUUGUAUGAUUUUAAAUGCCCUAGUUAAAAGUAAAAUAUAUGAUGAACAUUUAUUUGUCAAACUGAGUAAUAUCAUUUCUGAAAAUGUAAUUCGCAAUCAUGUGAACGUGAGAGACAUUUGUGUAAUUGCCUACUGCUACGCGUGCAUAUUGUACAAGAAUAUGAAUUUUUUCAAAAUUUUAGCGCAAAAAAUUGUGGUCCUCAUGGAUGACAUAAAUUUAGUGGACUUGUGCAGAAUAUUAUACGCAUACAUGAGGGUAGAUCAAAAUUUUUAUCACAUAUUAAAGCUAUCUGCACUUAAGUUAGACAACGUUAUGGACAACAGCAACAUCAGUGAUGUUAUUAACUGUGUUCAUUUUUUACCAAUAUUGAAAGAAGUGGUUGAAGCACGCAAUGACGCUACGUCGAAGAGGAUUGAUCCCCAUAUAGACAGAUCUCUCAACUACAGGAUCGAUUAUGUACAUUUUCUCAAUUACAUAAUAAACGUCUUCAAUGAGAAAUUGCUUAGCUACUUGAAUUUGCUAAGUGCGAACCAGGUAAGUAAUUUGUUUUACAUUUACUCCAGGUAUAACAUCCUUAUAAGUUUAUCCAAAAUGGACAUUUUUAUUUCACACAUAAGAAAGAUGAAACUAACGAACGAGUUAAAAAUUUAUAUUUUGUAUUCGUUGGCAAUACUAUUAAAAAAUUAUGAAAGCAACAACAGUGGUUUGUACAGUUGUGACCUGCUGGAUAUAAACAAAAUUUUUGUUAAGCAGAAUCGAGAACAUUUGGUCGAUCAAAUUCACAGGAAAGACAACAUCAAAUGUUUAAAUAAGCAUGAUUACGACGUAAUGAAGAAUAACCUUAUGUGCUGCUUGAAGCAGUGGGAAGACGACAUGAACCUAUUUGUAAAUAACUACGACAUCUGUUCCAUUCAAGACAUUAUAAAAGUCUUAAGCAUUUUUUUAAUCCUGAAUCAUACGCCAAGCUCACUUAUUUCCAACAUCAAAACGUACGUUAUAAUGAACUACAGAAAUGUGAAUGAACACAAUGCGUACACCCUGAUGUUUUAUUUUCAAAAAUUAAAUGUGAUAAAUGAUGAUGAGGACUUUGCACAAAUUUUGAAAUGUAAAAUUAAAUCCCUAAAAUGA
Molecule: messenger RNA, 1632 nt
Organism: Plasmodium knowlesi strain H
Lineage: Eukaryota; Apicomplexa; Aconoidasida; Haemosporida; Plasmodiidae
Product: heptatricopeptide repeat-containing protein, putative
Exons: 1
Coding region: 1-1632 (543 amino acids)
Source: RefSeq, a predicted model, not a curated record